ACGCCGCCCGCCUCGGGCCCGCCGGAAGUCGCGCCCGUCGCCACGGGAAGUCCCGCCCCUUCCUCCCAGAGGGAAGACGGUGAGCCGGAGGAGUCAGUCAGAGGGGCGAGCAGGGCCGACUCCGCCGGCGGACAGGUUAUGAAUGCCAAGUGAACCAUCUCCAUCACAAGAAAAUCAAUAUUUUAUUAAUAAUGGAUUCUGAAAAUAAGGUUGAGAAUGAUGAGGAUGAGAAUGUAAACGAAGAAGGAGAAGACUUGAGAAAUAUUCCAUCGGCAAGUGAAGCCAGUGGGCUUGUCUCUGAUAAGAUAGCAGAUUCCUCUGAGAUUUUCAAAAGCAAACGGCGAUUUCCAGAAUCUUCCCACUUUGACAGUAUCAUCGUGGAGGAAAACGGACAUGCUGCCAAAAGAAUGAAGCUCGAGGACGCAGAGCCCCUUGAAAGUGGAGUGGGAGGCGCUCCUGGGCUCGCGGCGGCUGAGCGCUCACUUCCGGAAGCGGGUGCUGUGGCAGAGGGGACUGCGCGGGAGGCCUUGCUCAGUGUGUGCACGGAGGGAGGCACGCCUUUUCCCAACACGCUCUCUCCUCCUGGAGACUGUAGCACAAGGGAUGCUGUUUCUCUGAAAACAGACGCUGAGAACAAGGUUUCCCUGGAUUCAGACCGAGAACCUCCUGUCCCCCUGAGAGAAGUGAGUGUUGGUUGUAUUGUUGGAACGCUAGACAGAGUUCCCAAGUGUAGCGGAUGUGACUGUUCGUUCUCUUCCCUUUCUGAUUUGGAAAAACAUGCUGACUGUCCCGGAGCACCGUCUAAGGAACAGGCCUGCUGCCAGUGCAGCCACAAAGCGGAGGGCAGCUCAGCCCUUCACCCGCAGGCCAGACACACACAUGGGCCGCACAGAGUCUUUGCCUGCGAUCUCUGUGGCUUUCAGUGUGUGGAAGAAAGCCUGCUGAGUGCACAUUAUCUUGGCAAAACACAUCUCCGGCGUCAGAACCUUGCUGCACGAGGAGGGUUUGUGCAGAUCUUAACAAAACAGCCUUUUCCUAAGAAGACAUGUACCAUGGGAACCAAGAGUGUCCGAGCAAAAGCGAGGACUUCCAAGGCAGUGGCGAAGCAGAGUGAUUCCGAAGGGAUGCGGAAUGUUGGGAGCCAAUUGGAAGAUGUCAGAGGCAGUGUUUCUGAGCAGAGUGGUGGCAACAGCGAGCUGCUUGUGGAAAUGACGCCAUCCAGAAACACUCUGUCAGACCAGGUGCAGAUUGUGGAAGAAGAUGUGUCUUCCCUUGACAUGGCUAGAAAUCCUGAAAGCCAGAGCAAGAAGCUGGGAGCCUUAGCAGCCUCAGAGGGUCUCAUAGGUAAACUGGAAUCCACCAGAAAUACUCAACAGACAGCACAUAAUGUCGCCAUGGUCUCAAGGCUGAGAACUGACCGCAGUGUUCUGAUGUUGGGUAACAACUUUCGGCGACGUGGCGGUACGUUCGCCUUGAAGGCUCAGGCCAGGAAAAGGUUUAACUUCUUGGGAAUCAACAGGAGAGGUGCAAAUGAAGCCCAGAGGAUGUAUUUGAAACACUUUAGAACACAGACAAGAGCAAAUGACACAGAGUCAGUGCUGAACAAUGUGGACAUUACCAGCAGUGUUCAGAAUCCCCGUGCGACUACCCCAGCCCCCCAGGAAGGGACGCAAGACAAGAGCGCCCCCCUCCUGGAUCCUGUGCAGCCGGAUUCCCUGACAGUGAGGCCAGCCUCUGACUGCCCCGUGACUGCUUGCAUAGACUGUGGUCACCUAGCCUCCAACAGGACGGACUUGGAAAUCCAUGUGCAAGAGUGCCAUGCCAGGGAGAUGAAGUACUGCUGCCAGGCCUGGGACUCGCCCAGUGUGUCCAGGAGGGACUUGGAUGGCCAUCUGCAUGAGAGCCAGCGUCAGAAAGCUGCCUCUGUCCUCCGCUGUCAGUGCUGCGCGUUUGCUUCCCCGACGGACAGCGGGCUUAGAGAACACAUGAGGGGGAGGCACAGCGCAAGCCCCCUUUGUGCCCCUUGUAAGCUCUUCUCGUCGGAGAAAGACGUGCAAGAACACAGAGCAACUGAGACGCACAGGAGCUCACUGGUUCAACGCAAGGUUUCUCAGUCAUUUAACAAUGAUGCGGAUUUACAGACUUUGCCUGUAAAUACUUCAGACUCAGAAAAUGCAGACAGUUGUGUGAAUGAGUCAGGAAAAGCAGCUCAGGAAGAACCUGUGACAUCCAGAACAAGCCUUGGAAACGAAGUGAGGCACUUGAGUAAGCCUCAGUUUCAGUGUAAGAAGUGUUUUUAUAAAACGAGAUCGUCUACUGUGCUCACGAGACACAUUAAGCUUCGGCAUGGUCAGGACUAUCACUUCCUUUGUAAAGCAUGUAACCUUUAUUCCUUGAGCAAAGAGGGGAUGGAAAAGCACAUUAAAAGAAGCAAGCAUCUUGAAAAUGCAAAGAAAAAUAAUAUUGGCUUAAGCUUUGAAGAAUGUAUCGAAAGGGUAUGUAUAGGUGUGAAUGAAAAAGAGUUGAGCGUUUCUGGAAGCGGGAGGCCUGAAGGCCACGCUGGGACACAGUGCCAGGAGCAGCCCUGUGCUGAGAAGGGCACGCUGACUCCUAAGGAGCUCUCCCAGUCUGGUGUCAGCACCAAAGAAGAUGGAUUCACUUUGAGCCCUACUCCAAAGAGAGGGAGACCUAAAGGCAGCGUCUCCCGGACAUGCCCACACUGUGGGCUUUUGGCUUCCAGUAUCACCAAUUUGACUGUUCAUAUUAGACGAAAGCAUAGUCACCAGUAUAGCUAUUUAUGCAAAGUGUGUAAGUAUUAUACUGUAACUAAGGGAGAUAUGGAACGUCAUUGUGCCACCAAGAAACAUAAAGGGCGGGUAGAAGUUGAGGCCAGUGGAAAGCAAAGUUCAGAUAUCAUCGUUGGCCCCGAAGGGGGUCGUGUUGAACCCUGCCGGAAGAAUGCCAGUGCAGCAGGCUUGACUGCAGCCGAGCAUGCUGGUAAGUUAACCGAGUCGGAGGCCUCUGUUUCUGAGAAGCCAGGAGAUCCAGGGUGUGCACAUCAAGCCCAAGCUGACGGUGAAGUUCAGUCUUUGGAGGGGGAAGUUACUGACAAGAAGAGGCAGGUGUCUCUAGAACCAGGAGAGCCUCUCCAGCAGGGUCCUGUUACAGGUGCGAGCGAGAACAAGUGUCUGCACUGUGAGUUCAGUGCUCACUCUUGGGCUUCGCUCGAGCUGCAUGUGAAGCGGAAGCACACCAAAGAGUUUGAGUUCUAUUGCAUGGCCUGUGAUUACUACGCAGUGACUCGUCGGGAGAUGACGCGGCAUGCGGCCACUGAGAAGCACAAGAUGAAGAGGCAGUGCUAUCUUGGCUCCUCCCGUGUGGAAGCAGAUUCCACAGACAUGUCCAGAAAUGUCACUUCGCCAGAAGAGGAGCCUCAGCAGAACCCGGAGGGAUUUCAAGUGAUUUCACACCAACCGUCUGAGACACUGAAAUCCAGAGGUUGUGAUGGUGGCCCUGCAGUAGGUGAGAACACCGACUUAGCUGUGUCUCAAGUCCUCUCUGCUCCUCACGCUGUAGGCCUCGAGAGUGAGGAAGAGGCUGCUUUCAGUGAAGACCAUUCCUUUUGUCUGACCUUCCAGCCACCCCCGGACAAGGGUAAAGGAAUUAAAACCGAGGAGAUGGUUUCUCUUAAUGUUUCUUCUAAGGAUGAUUCCCCAAGCCGAUUUCAAAGUGAAAAUUCAGGAAGCUGUGCUUUGAAUUGUGAGGCAGUAAAGAAAAAUCCUGAAGUGCUGAAUGACAGUUUCGCAGAUGUACAUUGUGAGCAAGCCGGAGGGAGCAGAGGAGACGGUGGAAGCCAAGUACUUCCCAGACACCUGUGUCCUGGUGCUCAGGCUGGGGAGCAUCCGGCCGGGAGCCCUGCCCCUGCUGUAGUGAGAGUAGCCAGAGAGCAGCUGAUGCUGGGUGGCAGUGGCCCAAACACAGUUGGGUGUGCACACAGUUUGGAGGGUUUGAAGGGUGUUCAAGAAAAUUCCGUCCUGAAGAAUAAAGAAAUUCUGAUAAAUUCACAGCAUGAAACUGAACUUGUUUUAGAAGAGGCCCCUGCUUCUUCCGAAGGCACAGUUGAAAGCAGUGAUGUUUAUGAAACUGUAAUCAGCAUUGACGAGAAAGGGCAGGCUGUGUACAGGUGCAGUCGAUUCGAUUCCUCCAUAGUACGAAUAAAGAACCCUGAGGAUGGUGAACUGUUAGAGCAGUCUGAGGAGGCUCUGGUGACAGCAGGCGGAAGAGCAAGUGAGCUGCCCUUGAAGGACGGUGCCCAGGGCCUGAAGAGGAAGAAGCCUGAAGGCACCCCCUUCGGGGAGUCCACCCGAAUUCGUUGUGAUGAUUGUGGCUUCUUAGCAGAUGGGCUGAGUGGGCUCAAUGUCCACAUAGCCAUGAAGCAUCCUAGCAAAGAGAAGCACUUCCAUUGUCUGCUGUGUGGGAAAUCCUUCUACACGGAAAGCAACCUGCACCAGCAUCUGGCUAGUGCGGGGCACAUGAGGAACGAACAGGCCAGCGUUGAAGAACUUCCCGAAGGCGGGGCCACCUUUAAGUGUGUCAAGUGUACAGAGCCCUUUGAUUCCGAACAGAAUUUAUUUCUACAUAUUAAAGGACAGCAUGAGGAGUUGCUACGGGAAGUGAACAAGUACAUAGUGGAAGACACAGAGCAGAUCAACCGCGAGAGAGAGGAAAACCAAGGAAAUGUUUGCAAGUAUUGUGGAAAGAUGUGUCGAAGUAGCAAUUCAAUGGCGUUCCUGGCACACAUCCGCACACAUACAGGAUCGAAACCAUUCAAGUGCAAGAUAUGCCAUUUUGCAACAGCUCAACUUGGAGAUGCCAGAAACCAUGUGAAGCGGCACCUUGGGAUGAGAGAGUACAAGUGCCACAUCUGUGGGGUUGCUUUUGUAAUGAAGAAGCACUUAAAUACGCAUUUACUAGGCAAACACGGAGUUGGCACCCCAAAAGAAAGGAAAUUUACAUGCCACUUGUGUGAUAGGAGCUUCACGGAGAAGUGGGCCCUCAACAACCACAUGAAGCUCCACACGGGGGAAAAGCCGUUCAAGUGCAGCUGGCCCACCUGCCACUACUCCUUCCUCACGGCCUCUGCCAUGAAAGACCACUACAGGACGCACACAGGCGAGAAGUCGUUUCUGUGUGACCUCUGCGGCUUUGCCGGCGGGACCCGGCACGCCCUCACCAAGCACCGCCGACAGCACACAGGAGAAAAGCCUUUCAAAUGUGAUGAGUGCAACUUUGCCUCCACAACCCAGUCCCACUUGACUCGACAUAAGCGUGUGCACACUGGAGAAAAGCCAUAUAGAUGCCCGUGGUGUGACUACAGGUCAAACUGCGCUGAAAAUAUCCGCAAGCACAUUUUGCAUACAGGGAAGCAUGAAGGGGUCAAAAUGUACAACUGCCCCAAAUGUGACUAUGGGACCAAUGUCCCUGUGGAGUUCCGGAACCACUUGAAGGAGCAGCACCCCGAUAUCGAAAACCCGGACCUCGCCUACCUGCAUGCCGGCAUUGUUUCCAAGUCCUACGAGUGCCGCCUGAAGGGACAAGGAGCCACCUUUGUGGAGACGGACAGCCCGUUCACGGCCGCAGCCCUGGCGGAAGAGUCUGCUGUCAAAGAGAAGGCCCUGCGCGGCAGGAGGCAGGCCCCGCCCCCCGAGCAGGUGCAGCAGUUGAUCAUCAUCCAGGGCUACGACGGCGACUUCGCCCUUGACGCCUCCGUGGAGGAGACGGCUGCCGCCACCCUGCAGACGCUGGCCAUGGCCGGCCAGGUGGCCAGGGUGGUGCACAUCACCGAGGACGGACAGGUCAUCGCCACGAGUCAGAACGGGGCCCACGUUGGCGGCGUGGUGCCCGGGCCCGUGCUCUCGGAGCCGCUGGCCGACGGAGCGGCGCAGGUGGUGGUCGUGGGGGGCUCGGUGGAGGGCCGCGGUGUGGACGAGGCCCUCAGCCCGGGGGGCGCCGUCGUGCAGCAGGUCGCCAAGCCGGAGGUCUUCAGCCUGUCCGAGGCCGGGCCGCCCGACGCCGCCUCAGCCUUGGACGCCCUGCUCUGUGCCGUCACCGAGCUGGGCGAGGCGGAGGGCAGGGCUGGCAGCGAGGAGGAGAGGGGGCAAGCCGGCCGCGGGGAUGUGCUCAUCCAGCUGCCCUGUGAGGAGGCGGCACACACGGGCGCCGUGGAGCCCGAGGCCCCGGACGUCCAGGAGAGCCCAGCGGCCAUGCAGGUGCUGACCCACGUGGUUCGUCCGUCUGCCAUCGUGGCGUCUCCAGAGCGAGCCCAGAUGGCCUUCAAGAAGGUGGUGCACGGGGUCCUGCAGUUCGCUGUGUGUGACUCAGCCGCCGCCGGCCAGCUCAUCAAGGAUGGCGUCACCCAGGUCCUGGUCAAUGAGGAGGGCGCUGUGCACAUGGUGGCGGGGGAGGGCUCCCAGAUCCUCAUGCAGGAAGCUGAGGCCCCCAGCCUGAGAGUGCAGGGCGAGCACGUGGACCUGGUGGAGUCCCACGGGGACAUCUCGCAGAUUAUCGUCACAGAGGAGCUGGUCCAGGCCAUGGUCCGCGAGUCCAGCGGCAGCUUCCCCGAGGGUGCGACACACUACAUCGUCACGGAGCUGCCGACCGGGGCGCAGGGCGCGGACGUCUUCUCGCACACCGUGGUAGAGACGGCCGGCUCUGCGGAUCUCCUGCGGCCUGGGGCUGCGCUGGCGGCUGAGACGGUGGCCCCGGGCGGGGCGGAACAGCUGACCAGCGUGGUCAUCUACACCCAGGACGCGUCCCCUGCAGCGACCGUGAUUCAGAGCCAAAGGGAAAAUAACGAGCUCCAGGAAGCCUGAAUGGGGGUGCCGGC
Ochotona princeps (American pika) is the source of this 6886-nucleotide messenger RNA. It is a transcript of the gene ZNF407, whose product is annotated as zinc finger protein 407. Gene Ontology annotation, molecular function: zinc ion binding; nucleic acid binding. The record is from RefSeq and is a predicted model, not a curated record. Gene Ontology annotation, biological process: regulation of gene expression. Lineage: Eukaryota; Metazoa; Chordata; Mammalia; Lagomorpha; Ochotonidae. The coding region runs from base 192 to 6872 and encodes 2226 amino acids. The transcript is spliced from 9 exons. Gene Ontology annotation, cellular component: nucleus.